Messenger RNA from Symbiodinium sp. CCMP2592, 7431 nucleotides. The record is from the annotation of a GenBank genome assembly. NCBI's taxonomy places the organism in Eukaryota, Dinophyceae, Suessiales, Symbiodiniaceae.
AUGUUUCAGCAACCUGGGGCCAAAGCUGGCAGAGCGGAGCUAGAUGUGGGACUCCAGGUCUUUGCCUUCUAUCAUGCCAACCUGCACCCUCGGGGAAGUCGCUUCGUGCAUGUCUGCACGCGCAACCGCGAGUCUCCGUUGCUAGGCCUUUCCUCGGGCUGGCUGCGAGGACAGACACUGCAGAAAGCCGAUAGCUCCGGCCGGAUCUUGGUUCGCUUCGCUGGCCCCUUUCAAGACCCAGUGCGCGGCACGGCAGAGUCCCUGGACAUUUCGGUGCCUUGUGCUUUGGUGAGGACAGCCGAUUCUGUCGGAUGUCCUGGUGCAAGCAGCAGUGCAAGAGCAGCGACUUCGGUGAACAGCUCCUUGCUGCCCCAACAGCGUCCAUUGUUGUCCAUACUGUUGAUUCGUUGCUGGGACUAUCUUGCCCUGUCCACCUGGUCAGACUUUGCUGUUGCAAGCGACGGAAUGCUCCGAGAUCUGCUAGACGGGGAAUGUGGGAUUUUUCCUUCUCUAGCGGGGGAGUUUGAGCUUUACACUGCCUUUGUGCGAUCAUCGGCGGACCUGAAGAUCCUGUCCGAGCACUGGGCCCAAGCAGUCCUGGCAGGGCAGAACCAAGUCGUGUGGUACUUUCUUUGGCCCUGUCAGAGUGCAGAUGCCAAUAUUUCUUCAGGAUGUGUCAGGGAGCGGGAUUUCUUCGAUCUGCAGCAGCGUAUGGAGAGGGUCGGCCUCCGCAGCGGCUGGCCGCACCCUCAGAUGUUAUACGCGCAGCUCGCUGGAAAGCUGUGGGUUCCGCAGAUGAGCUUGAACAGGGACUAUAGGAUCCCUCCAACCGUUCGGGUUCAUCACGCUGAUGUCCGCCGGAAUUCGCACUCUGUGGCGGCUCAAGCAAUUGAUGACUUGGUUCGGCUUCGAGAUCAUGUCUGGGGUAGCGGCUCCACAAGCGAUGUGUCGAGCUUUCGUGGGGUUGCGAAGCUGGGCUUCAGCUGGCAGGGUGAUGACGUGGUCCCGUUUGUGGGAGCGAAGAAUUUGGCAGAUGUCCUCCGCAGAUUGCUGGAAGGACGAGGCAAUGAGCAAUUGAGCUGCAUUGUCCAGGUGCUUGUUCCUGAUGCAGUCUGCGAGCAUCGAGUUCUGUGUUUCCAUGAUGCUGCAGCGGGCAAUUGGGCUUUUUGCCGGGAGCGGCUGUGGAUGACCAUGAAGUCUCCGGGUUCCCACCACAAGCAUCAGGAUGUCCUUGAGGUGACGGACUUUCGCCUGACUUCGGCCACAGUUUUGUCGCGGGACCAGGCUGCUGUGCAGCUUUUCGAGGGAAGCCGUGAGAUGGUUGAGUUGGUGGAGCAGGAAGCGGACAUCUUGGUGGAUCGCUGGCUGGCUUGGUUCCGCACUGAAACAACGGAGCCUCCUGCCGUCACAAGGUUGGACUUCCUAGUCUCGUGGCAGCCAGGUGCGAGGCCGACAGUGUGGACCUGCGAAGUGUGCGAGUGCGGAGCUUCCCUGUGCUCUGUGGAGUGUGAUGCACGAAACUGUGCUGUGCUGAACUGGGCAGACACCUUCCGGCUCCUGGGUCUCCUGCAGGCUAAAGACUUUGGGACGCUGCUGCCCGCAAGUUCCUCUUGCCGAAAGCGCUUUCAGGAGCCAGUGCAUGCUUUGCGGAGGGCUGAGGCCGAUCCGAAAUGUGGGGCACUGGAGGAGAUGGAGAUGCGAGAGGCGCUCAGGGACUUGCAAAACCUUGUGGCAGAAGCACAGGAGGCCUUCCGGGAAGAGCCAUGCGAGCCAGGGUGGGACUCCGCAUGGCAGGAGCUGGCAUCACUGGAGGCCACGCUGCAAACAGAGAUGCGAUAUGUCUACGCUCCUGAUUGGGAGAUCAAGCCGGGAAAGCUGGUCUCAAGAAAAGGAACUUGGCUCAAACGGACGGCGCAGUUCUCUUGGGAACUGAGAGAGGGCGGUGAGCGAGCAGAGAAGCUCUACUUGCCAGCUGGGGUAGCGGUCCCCGUCCUUCAAAUCGGAAAGGUGGUCGACCAAGAGGAGCUCAAGCUGCACGACUGGGUCUGUCAGCACCUGCGAGUCUGGAUGAAGCCGGAAAUCCUCCAGACGAUCGAGGCUAGGUACGGCACCUGGUUCGUCUACUGGCCUCACUUCGAGGAUGCCAACGUUGCAUCCAAGACGGAAGACACAGACGAGUGUCCCACCUCGCGGCAGUGUGUCUCCCCGAAUGUUUUGAAGGCGUGUCCGAUGCCCGCCAAGACACAUCAGAACGAUAAUGAUUCAGAGCCGGAGCUCCUGAAUGCUUCCGGAGAAGGAGAGAUUGUAUUGAAUUCCUCGCCCACCGGCUGGAAGCGCUUUGUCAGGCCAUUGGCGAAUUGCAUUGCUUGUGGCGACGUUGAGACCGAGAUGAGUGGACUGAAAAAGAACAUCCGCUCGAAGAGCAAAAGCCUCGAAGCUUGCAGGCACAAGCUUCGGGAGAGGGAUUCUCACGCGAUGCUGGUAGAGGAACAGCUGGAAAAGACGAUGCAGGAGCUAGGCUCUGUGAAGAAAGAGCUAGAGAUGGAGCGGCGGAGGACAUCCAGUAUGUCAUCCAUGCUCCUGUCUGAUUCGGUCAGCCAGCAGAAGUUGCAGGAGCAGGUGAAGCUUGCUGAGGGGCAGUUGAAGGAUGCGCAGCAGGAGAUCGGCAGAUUGUCUUCCAGCUUAGAAGAGGAAAAGUCCGAGCGCCAGACCUUGGCAGAGGCAAUCCAAGUGAAGUCUUCAGAAGCAGAGGUUUGCUCGGAGCAAUUGGAAAUCACGAGAGGGGAGCUCAAGCGCUGCUCAGAUGAGCUACAGGAUCUUCGACGUAGUCUGGAAGAUUCCAAAGAAAAUUCCACUCGGCUUCACGGUGAGCUUCAGGAGCACAGCCAGCAGAAUGCCAAUCUCAAAGAGAGACUGCAGCAAAGAGAGUUUGAGUUGGAAAAGUGCGAAUCUCAAGUGCACGAGGUAUCGUCUGAGCUCAGCCAGACUAGCCGCAAGCUGACUCAGACGGAAAGUGAGCGUGAGGUGAUUGAGAGAAGACUUGCAGAGACGAAGGCUCAGCUUGACGAGUACGAGGAGAGAUUGACAUCCCUCUCGGCAUCCCUGGAGGCUGCACAACGAGAAACAGCUUCGCGGUCGAAGCGAAUGGAAGUGACUUCCAUGGCUGCCGAGGAUUUCAAAGGCCACCUGCACAUCUCCAAGGCGCGAGUGCGACAUCUGGAGGAGCAGGCACGCGCAACGGCCGCACUGCUGGAGACCAAGCACCAGGAGCAGCUGCGCCUGGUCGAGCAAGCGGCGGCAGCAGACGAGCAGGUAGAGGUCUGUCAGGGGAAGCUCGCCUCACUGACAUCUUGCCUGGACAAGGAGCAGUCGCAAAGCGCGGCCUUGCGUCAAGAGUUGCAGAGUCGAGACCAGCAGAUCGAAGAUUUGGUUACAAGGGCAAGCUCUCGGACCGCGGAGGUGGAGUGCCUGAGCGAAGCGAAGGGUUCGCUGACCAAAGCUCUGAAGGCUCAGGAAGAUCAGGUGGAGUCCUUGACCGAAGAAAGGGGUUCGCUGGCUAGAUCUUUGAAGGCUCAGGAAGAGGAGAACGAAGAGCUGAAGUCUCAGAUUAGCGCAAUGAACCAGCAGGUCUCGGACUACGAGCGUCGGGUCACGGAGCUCUGCGAGACACUGUCGGAGACGCAGCUCGAGAACGCUCAGAUGGCCUUGGGCCUGGAGAGACGGGCCAUGGAGGCCGAGGAGUUCCUGGGAAGGAUUCGGGAGGAGAGGAGGCAGGUCGCCGACUUUGAACAAUCUCUCCGCUCCAUCCGCGAGUCCUUGCACAGAAGUCUCACGGACAAGGAUGAUUUGACCGUGGAGCUGGAGAGAACGUGUCUGGAGCGCGAGGACCUGACGCAGCAACUGCUGCGGGCACAACAGAAGCUCGUGCAGCUCGAGGAGGAGAUUGGCAACUCCUUCUUGAAAGCAGCCGAAGACUCCAAGCAAGUCCGCGAGAGCUCAGCACAGGAAAUAUGCCAGUGGCAGAUCACCGCCGAGAUGGCAUAUCGGCAAACAACGGAAAUAGCUCUCCAGCUGGAUAACUGGCGAUCUCAGUACGGUAGCCUUUUGAAGGCGCUGCAGGAAAAGCAGGUGGAUGCUUGGACAGCAAUGCUUCAGGCCAUCGAGAAAUUGAACGGUGAGCUGGAUGAUGCCAAGAAGCGUUUGGCAGAGGUGGCCAUCGUUGACGACACGGAAAUGGCGACUUUGAAGGAGCAGCUCACACAAGCCAACGCAAGGCUCAAUGCCUUGUCUGCCGCAGUCGACCUCAAAGACACAGAAAUGCAAUCAGUGUCGCGCGAGCUCAUGAGAAAGGGCAUGCAGGCCGAAGACUAUCUGGGUAACGGCUCGUCCGUGCGCGCUGCUCCGAAGGACCGCCUCGUGCAGUCGGAGACGCCCGGGAUUGACCUGAGCCGAUACUCCUCGGAGCUCACAGUCGCGCGCAUGGAGAAGGACCGUGGACCCCCGCGCUUCCUGUGGCCAGAGAGGACGGGGCCUCAGACGCGUGUCUUCGCCAACGUUGCACAUGUGCCGCAUGACGGCGACAAAUGCCGAAACGCUGAGUCGAAAGCGGUGGCAGCCAGCGUGAACGGGGACUCGAAGAUCGAAGAUCUGAGUUGCGAGCUCACCGCUCUUCGUAUCCAGCGGCAGGACAGCGAAAGGGAGGCAACGCAGUCACUCGAGGUGAUGCGCUCAACCUUACAAGAGCAGCUGCAUCAAAACGAGCUGCUGUCAGCUGAGCUGACCAGGAAACGGAUGGAUUACCAGGACCGACUGUGCAAGCCAGCUUCACUAGAGUGUGCGACAAUGCACCUGCAGGCAACAUCGGCCGAAAGCAGAAGCUUGCGCGAUGAGCUAACGGCGGCCCUGGAUGCCAAGAGCGAUGCCAACUGCCAGCUGGAGGGCCUCAAAGAGCUGGCCAAGCACCUGCAGGAAGAGCUCCGCUGCUCGCAGCAGAAGCAAGCUACAAUGUGCGAAGAGCUGGACAGCAUGACCAACUCGAGCCUUGAAGUUUGCAAACAACAAGCAAACGAGAAGCAAGCACUCUCGAACGAGCUUCGAAGCUCCGCUGGCAGCGUCCAACACCUGCAAUCGCAGCUGGCGAAGUACAGACAGCACCUCAAGGAGGGCCAAUCAAAGAUUGAAUCACUGACUAGAAGCUUGAAGCGGGAGGUGCAGAAGAAGGAUGAGGCUGCAACACGAUGCGCUGAACUGCUCUGCUCACAUCCUUCUAUGUGUAUUGAAGCCUGGAUUGGCAGAGUUCGCACUUUCCGCGACACGGCUGCUGGUCAUGCACUACCGAAGGACUCUUGGCAGCUGGUGGCGGGAAGUGGGUUCGAAGAGCGUGUCAUCUUAAAGGGCGGUGAGACAUCCGGAAGAGCUCCAGCGAUAUCUGGAGAGACCCCCUGCAUCAUCAUCAAUGCCGCAAGAGGGCGCAAGGACCGGAAAGACGAUGACAAGGUUCCGGUGAGGGUCUACAAUGCAAAGAAGCCUGGAGCGGUGGCGGUGCAGAAAGCAGCGCCGCACAUGGAGGUGCAGAUAAGAACAAGUUGGUUUACGACCAGAACUUUGGAAUCGUUCGUCCCUAUCCCGACUACGCUUCCACUUCUUGUUCUUCCGAGGCUCUGUCAGAUUUUCAGUCGUGCUCUCGCGAAGCGGGGCCUCUUAGCAGAGCUUAGUCUCCUGAGCGACAGAGGCCUUUCCAUCGUUCCGGCGGUGGACACCUGGCUGAAAAGGAGCUGCCAAAUGAGUGGCGAACUGCAGCCGUUCGAGUUGAUGUAUGCUCCUCGAGGCCUGCCGAUUAAUGUCGCCCAGCGGCCAGCCAUCGUGGACGAGGAUUGGGAGAAGGGUCGCCACCAGCACAUCCACUUACACAGAAAGGUUGUGCUUGCUUCACCCCCCAUCACCAUGAAGCAGGAGCAGUACGACAUCCUCGUGGGCCAGCCCAUGGCCACGCCUCCCAGCUUCCGCCUGGUGAGCGGCAAGGCCUUGCCGGUCUCCGGCAGCGCUGCCUAUGUCGGUGACGCGCGGCUGCAGCUUGCACGAGCCUUGCAGGUGGCACCCGCACGUCUUCAGCUCCUGGGCCCGACGCCCUUGGAGGAUUCCCUUCCUCUUGCCGUUUUGCCUGUGGAUGUCCAGGUCUGGAUUUUGCCUGAUCUCGCGGAAAAUCGGCUUGCAAAGUUGGCCGGUGUUGAGAAGUUCGAUGAUCUCCAGGAGAUCGUAGACCUCCAGCUCUCCUCGAAGAGUCUUAAGACACUGCCAGAGCGUUUUGGCCUUGUCUGCAGAGACUCUCUGCAAUCCUUGCGGAUCUUGCACUCCCGCUUACACUGUUUGCCAGAGAGCUUUUGCAAGAUGACGGCCCUGAAGCAAUUGGUCAUCCUUCAAUGCAAUAUGCCAGCUCUUCCGCCCUCAUUCGUGGAGCUUCCCAGCUUGGAGGAACUCACGAUUGCUGGAAGCCGACUGGAAAGCCUUCCGCAGGAGAUCGGACAGAUGGUCACCUUGAGGCUCUUGCAUUUGACGGACAACAGCCUGAAAAAUCUUCCUGAGAGCCUCGGGAUGCUCGGCCGUCUGCGAAAGCUGGAAGCCGACAGGAACCAACUUCUGCAACUACCCGCCUCCCUCCUGGAUUGCCCCGACCUGGCUGUGCUGAGCCUUUCCAAGAACAUGCUCAAGAACUUCCUAACACCUGCACGACCUGCCAACUUGCAAGUCUUGCAUUUGGAAGGCAAUCGCAUGUCGAACCUGCAGUUGGCGACAAUGCCGUAUCUGCAGGAGGUAUACAUUGAUGCCAACCCUCUGCGACCAUCUCUGCCGAACAGCUGCGGCGAGCUUGGCUCGCUGCGACGGCUGGAGGCUACCGGCUGCCUUCUCGAGACUUUGCCUUCGAGUUUCCCAAGCCUCGGGAGCUUGGAGAGGUUGGACAUCUCCCGAAACAAGUUAAGGAUGCUGCCCGAUGACUGGGGCCAGCUGCGAUCUUUGAAGAGGUUGGCAAUAAGUGGCAACCGUCUGCAGCACUUGCCAGAAAGCUUUGGUGAGUUGAUCUCGCUGCAAACAUGCCACCUGAAUGCAAACGAGCUGACCAAGCUGCCAGAGUCGUUCGGUCGGCUACAAGCCUUGGAGGAGCUGUGCUUGGCAGAGAACUGUUUGACGGUUCUCCCCAGCUCCUUCACGCAACUCAUCGAGCUUCGAUCCGCUGUGUUAACGCGCAAUCGCCUGGCCUCCUUGCAUGAAGAUGUCUGGAAGCUGCCAAAUCUUCAAACUUUGGUGCUCGAUGGCAAUCCUUUGGAUGCUUCGGGAAAAGAAGUGAUGGGACCCUCGUUGUUAGGCCAACACUUGGUGAGGAUUGAUCUGUGCCCUCUUCGUGGGCCAGGAGGUGGCAUUCAGGGACGCUCAUGA